Molecule: messenger RNA, 445 nt
Organism: Hyphopichia burtonii NRRL Y-1933
Lineage: Eukaryota; Fungi; Ascomycota; Pichiomycetes; Serinales; Debaryomycetaceae
Exons: 1
Coding region: 215-373 (52 amino acids)
Source: RefSeq, a predicted model, not a curated record
GUUUCGAUAGGUAUAUAUAAGAAAGAUAUAAAAGGUUCCAAUAAAACAGUAUACUAAUAAUAAUAAUCCUACUACUAAUUCUAGUGUAGUGUAUUAACCGAAUAGAAAGAGACUAGGUGUGUGAACACCAGGCACAUUUUAACGUGGUGUACGUGCCUAUUUCGUAUUUUUUGGUGUACCGGUGUUCCUCCUCCAGAAAUGUAAAUCAGGAACCAUGGGAUUCCGUUUAAUCAUAAAUCAGGGUAAAAUAAUAAACGUUGGUACAUCGACAUACAUGUGCGUUGGGCUUGACAUAACCGGCACCACCACCACCGGCAGCAACAUCGACAAGAACAUGAACUGGUGCCAGAGGAACAGCAGCAGCAGGUGCUAACCGUGGGAGCAGACAGGCGGAUAGUCAAACAUUUUGUCUCAGAAUUACAAAAACCGAACACUAAUAAACCAC